GGGAAAUGAAUCAUCUUUACCGAUGGAAAUGUGCAGCAACUUUGAUGCAUAUGAGUUGCGGCGCCUAGCACGACGCUUCAAAAAAUUGGAUUUGGAUGGCUCCGGAAGUUUGAGUGUUGACGAAUUUAUGUCAUUGCCAGAAUUGCAACAGAAUCCAUUGGUCCAAAGAGUUAUUGAUAUAUUCGACGAAGAUGGUGAUGGGGAAGUCGAUUUCAGAGAAUUCAUUCAGGGAAUAUCACAAUUUAGUGUUAAAGGAGACAAAACAGUGAAGCUCAAAUUUGCAUUUCGUAUAUAUGAUAUGGAUCGGGAUGGAUAUAUCUCGAAUGGAGAACUCUUUCAAGUUUUAAAAAUGAUGGUGGGAAACAAUUUAAAAGAUAACCAACUGCAGCAAAUAGUUGAUAAAACAAUAUUAUUUCAUGAUAAAGAUGGCGACGGUAAAAUAUCAUUCGAUGAGUUCUGCGAUGUUGUGGAACAUACUGAAGUUCACAAGAAAAUGGUACUGGAAAAUAUUUGAUUCCUAUACUGUCUUCAGUAGCAGCAGUGCUUCUAUUUUGUUGUUGUCGAAAAGAAAUAGAUCUCUCAAAUUUGGUAAACUGGACUUUCUUGUUUACUUCUUUUUUCUUGUUUGCCGUAGCCGAUUUUAUCUGUCGUGAUUUAUCCGUGAAUGAAACGCUAUUAUGGAUGUGCUGGGGAGUAAUAUGAGAGCAGCGAUGGAGAUGAAAAAAUGGCUCUAGCUAUCUUUCACCAGGAAAGGUUAAAGCCAAAGCAUUAUGAGUAAUAGUUCGAUAUUUUCACAUCAUCUAUGAUUUAUAUGCUUUCAUGCAGCAUUUCGUGAAUUAGGUCUUUUUCGCCUCAGAUUUGUUGUUUAUGUUGAAAUUCUAACUUUUGUCCUUAUUGCUAUCAUCGGUACAUUUGUACAACGACUCUUAUUUUGACGAUACUUGGACUGAUAUGUAAAAGAUUUUGUUCCAUUGUAAAUUCAGUGCCAAUAAGUAAGAAAACGAA
Messenger RNA from Loa loa (African eye worm), 1005 nucleotides. RefSeq names its product calcineurin subunit B type 2. The transcript is spliced from 6 exons. Lineage: Eukaryota; Metazoa; Nematoda; Chromadorea; Rhabditida; Onchocercidae. Gene Ontology annotation, molecular function: calcium ion binding; calcium-dependent protein serine/threonine phosphatase regulator activity. The annotation marks the transcript as partial. The record is from RefSeq and is a predicted model, not a curated record.